Suillus bovinus is the source of this 597-nucleotide messenger RNA. RefSeq lists its product as uncharacterized. Bases 8 to 337 code for a protein of 109 amino acids. The record is from RefSeq and is a predicted model, not a curated record. The transcript is spliced from 5 exons. NCBI's taxonomy places the organism in Eukaryota, Fungi, Basidiomycota, Agaricomycetes, Boletales, Suillaceae.
CAGAGAGAUGUCAUGCCUGGUGAUGUCACUAUUAGAAGCUCGUUUGCUUUCAGAAGUUACAUCUGCUGUUGUAUUUUUCUCUUCUUCUGGAAAUACUGUUCGAAUGUCUCAGCAACGUCAUGCUCUUGGAAGUGGGGUGUACAGCUGUCCAUGUGCAAAUGAAUCUGUGUAUAGGUCAGGCAGGAUUUUCUCAAGCAUCAGCCCGAACCUCCACGAAUAUGGGAUGGACACUAGUGCACUUGAGGAUCACAAUGGGGGGUGUAAUAGGGUUUUCCUGAUGGGCCUUACAAUGAAGGCCGCCAGGCUGGCAGAUGAGAUGCGCAGUCACGACUUUUGAACUUCAAAAUGAAAUUAUCUGAAGGCGCUUAGUAACCUGCUGACAUACCGCGCGGGUCGGCACUUCCUCAGUGCUUUCAAAGUUUCAAUCUCUAGUUUUUCGGUAUUUUCCGGCGUCGGGCUUUCCCUUUCUAAUACUUGAAUUCAUUCUGAAACAUCCUCCUCAAAUCUCACUGUUAGCGAAGCGCCGGAUGGUGGUAUACCAAGAACGAAUGCCUCCACCAAGUUCCCCCUCUCACUCAUUCCCAUCCUCAACUUGAA